UGGGAGCCUCAGAGCACCUGUAAGUUCUUAGAAGUCCCACUAGGCUCUAGCCCGGCCGGACCGACCCGACCCUCGCCAGGCCCGCGAUGGGCCCUCGGUGCCGCAUGCUCUCCUCGCUCCUGCUGCUGCUGCUGCAGGUCUCACCGUGGCUCUGCCAGGAGCCGGAACCCUGUCGUCCCGGCUUUGGCGCCGAGAGCUACACGUUCACGGUGCCCCGGCGGCACUUGGAAAGAGGCCGCGUCCUGGGCAGAGUGAGUUUCGAAGGAUGUACCGGUCAAUCAAGGACCGUCUAUGUUUCUGAUGACACCAGAUUCAAAGUGGGCACGGAUGGUGUGCUCGCGGUCAAGCGGCCUUUACAGCUUCAUAAUCCAGAGAUGAGCUUCCUCGUUCACGCCUGGGACUCCACCCGCAGGAAGCUCUCCACCAGGGUGACACUGAAGGCAGCAGCUCACCCCAGCCACCAUCGCCACCACCAUCAGGACGCCCUCCCUGGAACUCAGGCGGAAGUGCUCACGUUUCCCGACUCCCACCGUGGUCUCAGAAGACAGAAGAGAGACUGGGUUAUCCCUCCCAUCAGCUGCCCAGAAAACGAGAAAGGGCCAUUUCCUAAGAAUCUGGUGCAGAUCAAAUCUAACAGGGACAAAGAAACAAAGGUUUUCUACAGCAUCACUGGCCAAGGAGCUGACACACCCCCUGUUGGUGUGUUUAUUAUUGAAAGAGAAACAGGAUGGUUAAAGGUGACACAGCCUCUGGACAGAGAAGCAAUUCCCAAGUACACACUCUACUCUCACGCUGUGUCUUCAAAUGGGAAUGCAAUUGAGGACCCAAUGGAGAUUGUGAUCACAGUGACAGAUCAGAAUGACAACCGGCCUGAGUUCACCCAGUCAGUCUUCGAGGGGUCUGUCAUGGAAGGUGCUCUUCCAGGAACCUCUGUGAUGCAGGUCACGGCCACAGACGCAGACGACGAGGUGAACACCUACAACGCCGCCAUUGCUUACACCAUCGUCAGCCAAGAGCCUAUGCAGCCUCACAAAAUGUUCACCAUCAACAAGGACACAGGAGUCAUCAGCGUGCUCACCACCGGCCUGGACCGUGAGAAUAUUACGACGUAUACCCUAGUGGUUCAAGCCGCUGACCUUCAGGGUGACGGCUUAAGCACAACUGCAACAGCUGUGAUCACGGUCACGGACAUCAACGACAACCCUCCUAUCUUCGACCCGAGCACGUACCAGGGACAGGUUCCUGAGAACGAGGCUAAUGCCGUGAUCGCUACGCUCAAAGUGACCGAUGCCGACGUCCCCAAUACCCCGGCGUGGGAGGCUGUGUACAUUGUACUAAACGACGAGGAGGAGCAAUUUUUUGUCACCACAGACCCAGCCACCAACGAUGGCAUUUUGAAAACGGCUAAGGGCUUGGAUUUUGAGGCCAAGCAGCAGUACCUUCUCUACGUGGCAGUGAAGAAUGUGGCCCCCUUUGAUGUCACUCUGUCCACUUCCACAGCCACUGUCACUGUGGAUGUGAUGGAUGUGAACGAAGCCCCCAUCUUCGUGCCUCCCCAAAAGAGAGUGGAGGUGCCCGAAGACUUUCCAGUGGGACAGGAAAUCACAUCCUACACUGCCCAGGAGCCGGACACAUUCAUGGAACAGAAGAUAACGUAUCGGAUUUGGAGGGAUACUGCCAAUUGGCUGGAGAUUAAUCCGGACACUGGUGCCAUUUCCACUCGGGCUGAGAUGGACAGGGAGGACUUUGAGCAUGUGAAGAACAGCACGUACACGGCCCUCAUUAUAGCUACUGACAAUGGUUCUCCACUUGCUACUGGAACGGGGACCCUUCUCCUGUUCCUCUCUGAUGUGAAUGACAACGCCCCCGUACCAGAACCUCGCAAUGUGGAAUUCUGCCAGAGGGACCCACAGCCUCAUAUUAUCAACAUCAUUGACCCUGAUCUUCCCCCCAACACGUCUCCUUUCACAGCAGAGCUAACACAUGGGGCAAGUGUCAACUGGACCAUUGAGUACAAUGACCCAGAACACGAAUCUCUCAUUUUGAAGCCAAAGAAAGACUUAGAGUUGGGUGAAUACAAGAUAAAUCUCAGGCUCGCAGAUAACCAGAACAAAGACCAGGUGACCACCUUAGAGGCGUUUGUGUGUGACUGUGAAGGGCCCGUCAGCACCUGCAAGAGGGUAGCGCCUUAUGCUGAAGCAGGAUUGCAGCUUCCUGCCAUUCUGGGGAUUCUUGGAGGCAUCCUUGCUUUGCUGAUCCUGAUUCUGCUGCUUCUCCUGCUUAUUCGGAGAAAACCGGCGGUCAAAGAGCCCUUACUACCCCCAGAAGAUGACACCCGGGACAACGUUUAUUACUAUGAUGAAGAAGGAGGCGGAGAAGAGGAUCAGGACUUUGACUUGAGCCAGUUGCACAGGGGCCUGGAUGCUCGGCCUGAAGUGACUCGCAAUGAUGUGGCGCCUCCCCUCCUGGGUGUGCCGCACUAUCGGCCCCGCCCUGCCAAUCCUGAUGAAAUUGGAAACUUUAUUGAUGAAAACUUGAAGGCGGCCGAUAGUGACCCCACUGCACCCCCUUACGACUCUCUGCUCGUAUUUGAUUACGAAGGAAGUGGUUCCGAAGCUGCUAGUCUGAGCUCCCUGAAUUCCUCGGAGUCAGACCAGGACCAGGACUAUGACUACCUGAAUGAAUGGGGCAAUCGCUUCAAGAAGCUGGCAGAUAUGUAUGGAGGUGGCGAGGAUGACUGAGGGACUCAAGACAGAUGGAGAGAUGGGUCCCUGCGCUCAUGUGAUAGGAAAUGGAGGAGUAAUUUUUCUGGAGGUCUUCCAGUUCCCUUCACUUGAUGAAUUUCUGAGGAAGAGAGACUGGCGCCAGUGAUGCAGUUAGGGUAGUUAUAAUUUCUACUGUUUAUAGAUCUAAUCUGCGUGUGUUAGAAGGAAUUUGACUCCUUUGUUUCUUUCAUCCCUUUACAAGCUAGCAAGUUGCAGAUUUUUCUUAAGGGCUUUGUUUCAUUUUUAAAAGGAAGGGGAGGGAUCAACUGCCCUAUUUUUUUUUUUUUUGUAUCUAUAUAAAAUUUUUAUUUUUAAUUUGUUUGCAUUUUUUUAUCCUAUCACUGAACCAGUGUCCCAUCUUCCGAUAUCCGCUCUUACUACUUCGGAAUUUACAUUGCCCCGGGCAUGAGUUUCCUGAGCCAGAAACUAUUGCGCCCUUUAAGGGUAAGGGGCUGUGUCUUAGUCUGGCCAUAUCAUGACUGGGUAUUGUGUUCCCUUAAGACCUUCAACGGUUUUCUUUUUUCACCUCCUGAGUAUGUAACUUGAAAGGAACAACUACCCAUUUACUUGUUCUGAGUAAGAAUGUUUGUUAUGUGAAUGUCAUUAUGGAGCAUUUUGGUUCUAAACAAGGAGCUUUGCCCAGAAAAGUUUUCAGGUGCCACUUAACUUUUAAUGUUUAUCACUAAAACAAAAGAGUGAUAAAUUGAAUAUUUUGAGACUCAGAACAGUGUCCAAAAUGUUGCAGCCAAAGAGAGAAGAUUCGGCAUGUCCCAGCAGACGGAAAACAUGAGAAGUGAGCUUGGAGAUGACAGGAGAAAUUGUCACUGAGCCUGGCAAUUUAGGAAGCUGAGGCUGAGAAUGGUUGAGGUGGCUCUACCUCUAGCCAUAAAAAUUCUGGAAAAAUGGAAGAAUCUCAACAUGUGCUUCCUACCAGGAUCUUUACAACAUGGCUUGUACCUGAAACCCAGAAUCUCCAAACGCUUGCUUUUGUUGAUGUCCACAGAAAAUAUUGGUUGAUCUAGACACAUUUGCCCCAAGUUCCAAGAAAACUGAGAAUAUCAGAAAACCCAAAGAUUUUCUUAAGGAGCAGGGGAGGUGGAGGUAAGGAGAACCUCGAUUUGGACAUUCUUCUGGUUGAAAUGUGGUCAUCAAGAAACUUUUGACAACCCCAGAGAAGAAGUUUAUCUAAGUCGCUUUACUGUCUGUCAACUGUUUUUUGAAGGCAAAAAUCAUUCCUCAACCACUUCUUGGAAUUGUUUUGAUUUUUCAGGAAUUUAAACUGAUGUAAUUCCGUGUAGACUGUCACUGUAGUUUUGAGUGCAUAUGUGUGUAGGUGAUUAUAAUUUGUAUUUUCUUUGGGGGUGGAAAAGGAAAACAAUUCAGGCUGAUAA
This is a messenger RNA of Pteronotus mesoamericanus, 4156 nucleotides long. It is a transcript of the gene CDH1, whose product is annotated as cadherin 1. The record is from RefSeq and is a predicted model, not a curated record. Gene Ontology annotation, cellular component: plasma membrane; flotillin complex; catenin complex. The transcript is spliced from 16 exons. NCBI's taxonomy places the organism in Eukaryota, Metazoa, Chordata, Mammalia, Chiroptera, Mormoopidae. Bases 87 to 2741 code for a protein of 884 amino acids. Gene Ontology annotation, molecular function: calcium ion binding; cadherin binding. Gene Ontology annotation, biological process: multicellular organism development; homophilic cell-cell adhesion; calcium-dependent cell-cell adhesion.